AUGCCAACAAAAACAGAGUUCGUGAAGUUCUUGGAUAAAGGUAGUUAUGGAUCAGUCGAUCUCGUCAAAUACAUAAAAAGCGACGGCUCAUCACCGCUUUACGCCGCGGUGAAAACCUCCGAGUUCGAAGACUACGACAUUCUCCAAAGGGAAAUUGAGAUUCUAUCACUAUUCAAAGGAUGUAGUAGAAUCGUACAAUGCUAUGGGAACUAUGAUUUGGAAGAGGAUUUCGACCGCGACGGAUUGAGAAUCUACAAGAUGGUUAUGGAGUAUGCACCUGCCGGGAGUUUAGACACUUUCAUGGACAAUUACAAAGAUAGAAAAUUGCCUGAAACGAUGAUUAUAGACUUCACUCGUAUGAUUUUACAAGGAUUGGUCUCUAUUCAUGAUAGCUACGGUUAUGUUCAUUGCGAUAUCAAACCCGGAAAUAUCCUAGUCUUCCCGUGUGGACAGUCUUACGAGUUGAAGCUUGCGGAUUUCGGGUCUUCGACAAUAGUCGGAGACAUUGCUACUACAUGGGAGGAACUCGAUGGUCCGUAUGCUGGAACGGCUGUUUACAUGUCGCCAGAAUCAGUCAAGAACGGUGUGGCCGAGAAAGCCCUAGAUUUGUGGUCGUUAGGGUGUGUAGUGUUGGAGAUGUUUACCGGUGAAACACCAUGGUCGGAAGUUGACGAUGACGAUCUUGACGAUGUUUUGUUGGGUGGCAAAACGAUUGAGAUUCCAGAGAGUGUGCCGUGUUACGCAAGGGAGUUUCUAAAAAAGUGUUUCUCAAGAAUCCCUGAAGAUAGAGGAAGUGCUUCGAAAUUACUAUUACAUCGGUUCUUGAGUGAAGAAGACAUAUAUGGUCUCCGUCAUCUCUUUUCCGCCGCGGUUGAAGUUGAAGACCGAACGAGAAGGUACGAAGAAAUCGAUAAAGCAAUCGCUGAAGUUGAAGAUUAUUUCCUUUCGUUACUUCGUUGA
Messenger RNA from Arabis nemorensis, 960 nucleotides. The record is from the annotation of a GenBank genome assembly. Lineage: Eukaryota; Viridiplantae; Streptophyta; Magnoliopsida; Brassicales; Brassicaceae.